UCCGCCUGUCUUCUCUCCUGACAGACCGCAAAUGACCUUAGUCUCCGCAAUAUCACACAACUUAGACUGGAGCGCUCAAUAAACGGCAUACCGGGAGCGAUGGCCGGGAUGUUCGGGAAGAUAUUUGUUGGCAUUUAUGUGGAGAUAAAACGGAGCGACGGACGAAUACACCAGGCGAUGGUCACAUCACUGCAUGAAGACAAUGAGAGUGUGACAGUGGAAUGGAUUGAGAACGGAGACACCAAAGGGAAAGAGAUUGAUCUGGAGAGCGUCUUUGCUCUGAAUCCAGAUGUAGCUCCUGAUGAAGAGAUACCACAGAGUCCCGAGGCUCCUGUUCCUCCCUCCAAUGUUGCCAAAACCAGCAAAGUACCCAAGACCAGACGGACUACAGCGAUACCCAAGGCUGAAAAUACCCCACGGGAGAACAGAGCUGCCUCAGUGGGAACAACCCGGGCACGUCCCAGUCAGCACAGCCAAGCUGCGGAGCCACCCCCACCAACCAUCGUUCCCCAGCCUGCCGUAAACCAGUCACUGAUACAGCAGCAGAACGCACGGAGGAAAUCGAACUGUGUGAAGGAGGUGGAGAAACUGCAGGAGAAAAGAGAGAAGAGACGUCUUCAGCAACAAGAGCUCAGAGAGAAGAGGGCACAAGAGGUGGAUGUUAAUUUACCAAACUAUGAAAUUAUGUGUAUGAUCAGAGACUUCAGAGCCAGUCUGGACUACAGACCUUUAACCACAAACGAUCUGAUUGAGGAGCACAGGAUAUGCGUGUGCGUUCGUGCACGUCCCCUCAACAAAAAAGAGUUAUCAACAAAGGAUCUGGAUGUCAUCACCAUUCCCAGUAAGGACGUUGUAAUGGUCCAUGAGCCCAAGCAGAAAGUUGACUUGACCCGCUACCUGGAGAACCAGACCUUCCGAUUUGACUAUGCCUUUGAUGAGAACUCCACCAAUGAAAUGGUUUACAGGUUCACUGCUCAGCCGCUGGUUGAGACCAUUUUUGAGAGGGGAAUGGCGACGUGCUUUGCAUACGGACAAACUGGAAGUGGAAAAACACAUACAAUGGGAGGGGACUUCUCAGGAAAGAACCAGGACUGCUCCAAAGGGAUCUAUGCACUGUCUGCCAGAGACGUUUUUCUCAUGUUAAAGAAGCCAAAUUAUAAGAAGCUGGACCUGCAAGUCUUUGCCACAUUUUUUGAAAUUUACAGUGGGAAGGUGUUUGACCUGUUAAACCGUAAAGCCAAGUUACGGGUGCUGGAAGACGGGAAGCAGCAGGUGCAGGUGGUGGGCCUGCAGGAGAGGGAGGUGAAAUGCACAGAAGACGUCCUCAAACUCAUCGAAGUGGGAAACAGCUGCAGGACGUCUGGGCAGACAUCGGCCAACGCUCACUCCUCCCGGAGUCACGCUGUUUUCCAGAUCAUCCUGCGUCGGCGGGGGAAGAUGCAUGGAAAGUUCUCUCUUAUCGACCUGGCAGGGAAUGAGAGAGGGGCAGACACGUCCAGCGCUGACCGGCAGACUCGCCUCGAGGGAGCAGAGAUCAACAAAAGUCUGCUGGCACUCAAGGAGUGUAUUCGAGCCCUGGGCAGAAAUAAACCACACACUCCAUUUAGAGCCAGCAAGUUAACCCAAGUGCUGCGGGACUCGUUCAUAGGAGAAAACUCCAGAACAUGCAUGAUUGCAACCAUCUCUCCUGGGAUGGCAUCUUGUGAAAACACACUGAACACAUUGAGAUAUGCCAACAGAGUAAAGGAAUUUGGGAUAAGUCCCUCAGACAUUCCCUUCUCCCAGAGUGGGGGUGGAGGAGGUCGCUCUGAGCUCUCCCCUACCUAUGAGGUGAAGGAGCUCACAGUGGACCCUGCGGCAGCCAUGAUGGAGAGCCAUCAGGGAGGACACAUCACGCAGCUGGAGGUGCUGGAGGCUCAGUGGGGAGUGGGGAGCUCUCCACAGAGAGAUGAUCUGAAGCUGCUCUGUGAACAGAACGAGGAAGAGGUUUCCCCGCAGCUCUUCACUUUCCAUGAAGCCGUCUCUCAGCUGGUAGAGAUGGAGGAGCAGGUGCUAGAGGAUCACAGGGCUGUUUUUCAGGAGUCGAUCCGGUGCUUGGAGGAUGAGAAGGUGCUUCUGGAAAUGACAGAGGAGGUGGACUAUGAUGUUGAAUCAUAUGCAACUCAGUUAGAACAAAUCCUGGACCAGAAGAUAGACAUUCUUACUGAGCUAAGAGAUAAAGUCAAGUCUUUCCGUUGUGCUCUCCAGGAAGAGGAACAAGCUAGCAAACAAAUCACCCCCAAGAGGCCUCGGGCGCUAUAGACGCAUAACAUGUGCUAUUUCACUGAUUGGUCCUCAGAGAGGUGAAGGCCAUAAGGAGGUCAGUGCUGAUGAAGCAGCUGAUUUAACUCAGCUGUGAUUUUAUGGUGUGAGUUCCUGUUAGUGUGUUUGGUUUUCCCUGACCUCUCUGCUGUACAGACUGCUUCCUGUCAUCCAUCCAUCCAUUUGCAAAGCCAAAGAGCGUACCGCCCACGCUCUGCCAUGUUCCUGUAAAGCGUAUCUAUAAAGUUUUUCUCUGUGUGCUUAAUCCCAAGUACUUGACUUUAAAACAAAAAAAAGUUCAGACAUUGUUUUAAAUUAUUUUUUAUCAGAUCAGUCAUGCUCACCAGGGCAAUUUUAUAAACCACCUUUGCCAUUUUGUGCAAUAUUUGGAGGAAUUUUUCUGCCUGUUCUUCCUGUUUCAGCUCGGAUGAACAGGGCAUGUCAAGUUUGUAACAUGAGCCAUGUGUUUGUGUUGAUACUGUAUGUAAUUAAGGUUUGAUUGAGACAAGCCUAAAAUUAACCUUAUGUGACAUUAACUGCACUAAAGGGUGCACUAUGAUCAAGGUGUUUUAGGAUACAUUUACAGAAACAGUUUUUUUCAU
Molecule: messenger RNA, 2903 nt
Organism: Neolamprologus brichardi
Lineage: Eukaryota; Metazoa; Chordata; Actinopteri; Cichliformes; Cichlidae
Product: kinesin-like protein KIF2A
Biological process (GO): microtubule depolymerization; microtubule-based movement
Cellular component (GO): microtubule
Molecular function (GO): microtubule motor activity; ATP binding; microtubule binding
Source: RefSeq, a predicted model, not a curated record